AUCCACACCCCCUCGCAUGUCCCUUCCUGUCCCCUGUCCGAGUCAGACAGACAGACAGACAGACAGAUAGACGAUCGAGACAUACCUACACCUUAUUCCCCAUUUUCCCCCCAAGCACCGCUACACUACCUACCUACCUACUGCCAGCCAGCCAGCCAGCCAGCCAGCCAGCAGGACCAGCAGCAGGACCAAGGACCAGUGCCAGCGCCAGCGCCGGCAAGCAUCAGCACUGGCUGCAUCAGCAGAAGCAAAGCCCAGCCUAGCCCAGCCCGCCUCGUCUUCCUUCAAUCCACCACUCCCGUCUUUCCUUCUUCUACUUCACUUAUCCCCGUUCCCCCGACCUGUCUCCCCUCUUCCUCUCCCUCUCUCCUUCUUCUCCUUCUUCUUCCCUUAUGAAUUCUUUGAAUUCCCGCUUCAAGGGCUUCGGAUUAGGUAAACGGAAGUCCACCGCUAGCAUCCCCCCUUCAGACAAUCCGCCCGCCAGCUCUACCCCUCCACCGCAAAUCACGCAGGCCUAUCCGCCCGGACCUGCUCCAUCGCAGAUUCCACCGCCCACGAGUCAGCCUGGCCCCGCGCCUACGGCCUCCAUUGCCUCCUCCUCCCAGGCGAGCCUCCCGAUAAUGAACCACCCCGGCGCUGGACCCCGUCCGCCCAGCUAUACGCCUAAUUUUCAACCAGGAGGGCCUCAGCAACCCGUCGGCCGCACGAGCCCCUUGACCCAGAACCCGACACGUACCCCGCCCACGCAAAUGGUUGGCGGCCCACCUCCCAUCAACACCGGCGCUCCCGUCUCCGGCUACCCUCCCACGAUGCAUAUGCCACCUAAUGCGCAACCCGCUCCCGGCGGCCCAGGCGGUGGUCCGCCAGGUUACCCUCCCGCAGGCUAUCCGCAAGCUGCUCCUGCCCCCCAGCAGCAACCCACUAACGCUAUGGGAUCGUAUGGGCGACCAGCCGCCGAGGUAGAGGGCAAUAGCCGAAGUAAAGCCCAGCUGAUUGUCGGCAUUGAUUUUGGCACAACAUUCUCUGGUGUCGCAUUCGCCUUUGCGACGAAUAAUGAAGCCAAGGAAGACAUAAUCACAGAAUGGCCUGGAGCAGGAUCUUAUACAAAACAGAAGAUUCCCACAGUGCUAUACUAUGAUCAGUACCAGAAGGUUGUUGGAUGGGGUCCGGAUAUUGCCGACGCUCUGGCGCCAACGGGCUAUCCCAAACCCGGUGUUCAAAAGGUUGAGUGGUUCAAGCUACAGCUAAUGUUGUCUGGAAAUACGUAUAUUGAUCCUAUCAACUUGCCUCCGCUACCGCCAGGAAAAUCUGAAAUUGAUGUUGCUGCCGACUACCUGUUCAAGUUGCGACAGGCUAUGAGGUCAGCUCUCCAGAAGACGCUCGGUGAGGUUUUCAACAGAGAGGAGCGCAACAUUCGGUACUAUUUGACCGUCCCCGCCAUUUGGAACGAUGCUGGUAAGGCUGCAACGAGAGCCGCUGCCAUCCAAGCCGGCUUCUUGCGCGAUGAGAACGAUAACCGAUUGACACUUGUCAGCGAGCCUGAAGCUGCAUCGCUUUUCUGCGCUAAGACGGGUUUGCUUAAUCUCAAGGUUCACGACGCCAUUCUUAUUGUCGACUGUGGUGGUGGUACUGUGGAUUUGAUCGCUUAUGAAGUCGAGGAUGAGAACCCCUUUACUGUUGCAGAAUGUACAGCAGGUUCCGGUGACUCGUGCGGCUCAACUGCACUCAACAGGAAUUUCAGUAACAUCUUGCGAACUAAGAUUCGGAAGAUGAAGCUUCCAGACGGAUCUAAGACAGCUGGACGUGUUUAUGCCAAGUGUAUCAUGGACUUCGAGAACCGAAUCAAGGCAGACUUCAGAAACAACGGACAGAAGUGGGCGGUCGAUGUGGGUAUCGAGGCUGAAUUUCCAGAGGCAGGUAUUGAAGAAGGCUACAUGACAUUCACCAAUGAAGAGAUUCUUCAAUGCUUCGAGCCGGUGGUCAACCGGAUUCUGGAGCUUGUUAGGAACCAGAUCAUUGCCAUUCAGGCGCAGAACCGAACAUUACAGAACAUCCUCGUCGUAGGUGGUUUUGGUGCUUCUGAGUACCUUUUCCAGCAGAUCAAGCUUCAUGUCCCUCCCCAAUUCCAGUCCAAGGUGGUGCGGCCAAUGGACUCGGUUGCUGCUAUCGUUAAGGGUGCCGUUACAGCCGGCAUCACGGAGAGAGUCAUCACACACCGUGUUGCUCGUCGACACUACCUCAUGGCCACGCUUCAGCCUUUCAAAGAGGGUUACCACCCCGAGGCGUACCGUGUGCCAUCGCUCGAUGGAAAGGAUCGAUGCAAGUUCACCCGACAAAUAUUUGUGCAAAAGGGCCAAAAGGUCAAAAUCGGUGAGCCCGUUAAAGUAUCUUUCUUCCGACAGGUAGCUCCCGGUGCUACACUUAUGUACGAAGAUAUCCUCUAUGCGUGUGACGAUGAUGUGUGCCCCGAGUACACUAAAGAUCCUCGUAUAAAGGAAGUUGUCACUUUAACAUCGGACUUAUCACGAAAGAAUCUCGAGAAAGACUUCGAGCGCAUGGAUACCCCACAAGGCACAUUUUAUCGAGUAUACUUUGACAUUUAUCUAACGCUAGAUGGAUCUGAGUUCAGCGCCGAGCUCGUUUGCCAAGGAGAAGUGAUGGGUCGUUGCCGAUCUCGGUUCAGGUGAACACAAUGGAGUCGGAAGAAUUGCAUAGCGGAAUGGAUGAUUCUGAUUUUUUCCCCUAACAUAAAUUUCUGUUACGUUACCCACUGAUACCUCCACGCGAAACACAAUGAUGCAUGUAUGGACCACAAGCGGGCUCA
Messenger RNA from Xylaria bambusicola, 2824 nucleotides. Its product is annotated as actin-like ATPase domain-containing protein. NCBI's taxonomy places the organism in Eukaryota, Fungi, Ascomycota, Sordariomycetes, Xylariales, Xylariaceae. The record is from RefSeq and is a predicted model, not a curated record. Gene Ontology annotation, molecular function: ATP binding; ATP-dependent protein folding chaperone. Bases 393 to 2687 code for a protein of 764 amino acids. The transcript has 4 exons.